CGAUAUCAAAGAAAUGCUCCCACCAGGUUUCCAAAACAGAGUUCUGGACAGAGCAGCCAUGGUCACCGGAUGGAUCAACUGAAGGUGCUUCAUCGUCCGUCUUUCUAUGGAUUUGUAUCUCAUUGCAGCUGGCUGUCUUGCCUGGAGACUAUCACCGCUCGUGUGACAUUGUUGACUUGGCCACAGGCAGCUGAGCAGCAUCUGAACGCGAGGUUCUUGGUGGACGUGCUCCAUAUGACUGUUAUAAUCUCGGAGAAGAGAGGAGAUGUAUCUCAGCAACACAUUGCGCCACAAAUUUUGGGCAGACCGUUGCACGAGGAAGAUUCUCUGAUUGCACGGGAAGAGUUUGUAAAAGCAAUAGACAGCUUCAAUCGAGAUCACACCUUGAGAAUGAAUGCCCAGCACCUCAAGACGAAAGCAGAGGCAACGGUGGCCGCGGGGGAUCAUCGUACCAAGCUGUGCAAAGACUGGCGGAGCGGCGCCCGAAAGCAGAGGCUUGAUGGUGACUUGCAGAUUGCUAUUCUGCUCCACUCUACAGGAUUUACUUCAGAUCUUGUACAUCUCCAAGUCUUUUGUGGAUCUUCACAUAAAUCCUCUGCUUGUAGAUCCUGACGUGAACAUUAGGCAGAAUCGGUGCACGUGAACGUAACGGUGCUUUGACGCUUGUCAAUGGCGAGGACUAUGGUUGUUCUCAGUCACCGGGACUAAGUAAUUCUGGUCCGCCAAAGUAAUCGAGGAAGGGAAACUGAGUACAAUUUUGUGCGGCUGAUUCGCAUUGAGCAAACGAUUUUGACCUGUGACGUGAACCACCGAUCCGUCUUCUCACGACUGACUGACGAGGAAAAGAGAUUGAAAAGCGGCGGCUCUUCAGAUCAUGCAGUUGCAAGUGAGGGUUUGGAAGGCAUCGUUCAGCAGACGAGAGCAAACCGAGCAUAGAUCGAGAUGGUCAUGUAUUGUGAUUAGCAUGUGACGGGCUUAACUGCAGGCGUAGACGUGGAUCAUAUUGACAUCCUCCAUUCUGAUGUAUCUCUUAUUGAUAAUAUAGGCUUGAGGGUCCGAC
Molecule: messenger RNA, 1060 nt
Organism: Marchantia polymorpha subsp. ruderalis
Lineage: Eukaryota; Viridiplantae; Streptophyta; Marchantiopsida; Marchantiales; Marchantiaceae
Source: the annotation of a GenBank genome assembly